Molecule: messenger RNA, 507 nt
Organism: Aureobasidium vineae
Lineage: Eukaryota; Fungi; Ascomycota; Dothideomycetes; Dothideales; Saccotheciaceae
Source: the annotation of a GenBank genome assembly
AUGACGCCGCUUGUUUUCCUUAUCACAUCUCUCCUCUCCCUCAUCACACACACCACUGCCCAGAGCCUCAAUAUAUCCGCUCUAGCAGCCCAAAAUGGCACGUCUAUACUCGAAUGCUGGAGCCUCGCAUCCCCCACCUCCGGCAGAGGUGCCCAAAACUACCCUCUCGGUGACUUCAGCAAUGCCUUUAUCGGUGCAAUUCCUCCACACACCUACAUUGGUCAAGCAUGGGCGCCUGCAGUUCAAUACUCAAUGGUCUUGCAAGGCCUAGUCCACCUCUCUCUUCCCACCAGCAAAGAAGACAUUUACAUCCAACCCGGUCCUCUGAGUAUCAUUCUUGUUAUCGAUCAGAGGAACGUCUUCAUCUCUGGUCACAUUACUGAUUUCCCUGGCUCGGAGACGACGUUGAUUGCUCGGUUUCCGGUUGCUGGGAACCAGGUGCCUGUGCAUACUGUGUUGCACAGUGGGCCUUGUGAUGUUGAUGAUGUGAGAGGUUUGAUCGGUUGA